This is a messenger RNA of Paramecium sonneborni, 1349 nucleotides long. The record is from the annotation of a GenBank genome assembly. Lineage: Eukaryota; Ciliophora; Oligohymenophorea; Peniculida; Parameciidae.
AUGCAAACAACUAAUAAAUUACCUCCUAGAACUCAGACUAACCAAAUUAUAAAUGGCAAUAGAAAUGUAUUGGUAUUUUAGGAUCAAAAACCAAAAGAUUUAAGAAGAUACACAACUGAUGCAGAAGAAAUGAAAAAAUAUAAAUAGAGUUAUGGUUCAUAAAAAAGAAAUGACUCAAAGUAUAAAUAUGAAUAGAAUUUAGUGAUAUUUAAAAAUAAAAUUAAGAUUAGUGUAAAUAUAAUACAAAUGGUAAAUAAAUUGCAGAGAAUGGAAGAUAAUAACAUGUUUCAAGUUUAUCUGAUAGUCAAUCAUAAUAACUUCCUUUAGUAAUGAUAAAAUGUUAAGCAAAACCAUAAUUUGAAAAUUUUAAGAAUCAUGUAAAUGCAAAAAAUCAUAAUUUCAUCACUUAACAACAAAGAAAUGAAAAACCUCAUUCAUUUAAAUAAAUUGCAUAGACAAAUAAUAAACAAAUAUCUAAUUGUAAUAUGAUUAUUAAAAUUUUUAAGUGUAUUAUGUAGGAGAUUUGUAAAAUGCAAUUUUGAAUUAGAAUUCAAGAAAUUCGGAUAUAUUUCGAGAACAUAUAGUUGUUUCUUUUACAUAUAUUCCAAUAAUAUAGAAAUCAGUUAUUGAUGUUAAAUAGAUAUAAGAGAAAAAAUUGAAAAUUCCAAUAAGAAAGAAUAAGAAAUGUAAUAAAAUUAGAAAUUAAUGAAAAUAGAUAAUAAAACAAUAAUAUUUGAUAUGGAUGAGACAUUGAUGCAUUGUAAUGAAGACGAAAAUGAUAAAUGCUAAUUUAAAAUUCCAAUAGAAUUUGAAGAUGGAGAAAGAAUAAUAGCAGGCAUCAAUAUUAGAAAUUUUGCUAAAGAGAUAAUUUAAAAGCUUAGUGAGGUAUGUGAAGUAAUGAUUUUUACUGCUUCUUAUGAUAUUUAUGCUAACCAAGUAAAAAUUGAUUAAACUAUUUGAGGUUAUAAAUAUUUUAGAUCCACAUAAUAAUUUGUGUUGUCGAAUUUUUAGAGAUAAUUGCAUUUCAGUAGAUGAUAACCAUUUGAUAAAACAUCUUGGAGUAUUGAAUAGAGAUUUAAAGAAUGUUGCCAUAAUUGACAAUUCUUCUUGCAGUUUUGCGUAAUCAUUAAAUUCAACAAUAAGUUAGACAUCAUUUAGAGAAUGGGAUUCCGAUUGUUUCAUUCUAUAAUGAUGAAAAAGAUAAUCAAUUGAUUAAAUUGUAUCGAUACUUGUGUUAAUACAUUCUUCCUGCUGAAGAUGUAAGACCUAUCAUUUUAUCCCAUUUUAAAUAAGAUAAAUUAAACUAAUAUGAGACAGUUGAGGAAGCAGUAAAAUAAUUGUAUUUUUGA